Messenger RNA from Lytechinus variegatus (green sea urchin), 984 nucleotides. RefSeq names its product carbohydrate sulfotransferase 11-like. Bases 1 to 984 code for a protein of 327 amino acids. Gene Ontology annotation, molecular function: sulfotransferase activity. The transcript is spliced from 2 exons. Gene Ontology annotation, cellular component: membrane. NCBI's taxonomy places the organism in Eukaryota, Metazoa, Echinodermata, Echinoidea, Temnopleuroida, Toxopneustidae. Gene Ontology annotation, biological process: carbohydrate biosynthetic process. The record is from RefSeq and is a predicted model, not a curated record.
AUGUUAGCCGGUCAUGAGGAGGGGGAUGAUGCCACUUUACGGCACGUAGUUCACGAAAAAUCUAGAAACCAUUUACCCGCAGAGAUACGAAAAGGUGCAACAGACGGAGCAAACACUUCACCUGGAAGUUCCUGGUUCGAAACACAAUCCUUGCGGAAACAACUUCUGAAGAAAGAGUGCGACUUGAACCCGUCAUUAAAAUCGGACCUUACCAAUGUUAUACACAACCAGAAAGGGCUACUCCGAUACUACAUUGUUGAUGAUACGUACAAGAUGAUGUACUGCAGCAUCUGUAAGGUGGCUUCUACUCAUUGGAAAAGUGUUUUUCUCGUCCUGAAUGGAAAAUUCAAAAGUGUGGAUGAAGUACCAAUUCAAACUGUCCAUACUGAUCCCAGUUUGAAGACACUUAACCAAUACAGUCCCGCGGAAAUAGAGUAUCGUCUGCGCAAUUAUACCACGUUUAUCUUCGUUCGGGAUCCCCUUUCUCGGGUUUUAUCGGCAUACAGAAACAAACUUGAGGAGAAAAAUACUUAUUACCAACCUCGUGUCGGGAGCAGGAUCCUCAAGAUGUACCGGAAAAACCCGACCUCGUUGGAACUUGCAUCUGGAGUAGGCGUCACGUUUGAGGAAUUCCUACGGUUUAUUACAGAAAGAAAGGAAGGGGGUAACGUGGAUCAUCAUUGGAGGCCUAGCUAUCAAAUGAUUUUUCCAUGUAACAUUCGGUAUGAUUAUAUCGGUAAAUUGGAGAGUGGAAAAGAAGACUCGGAAAACAUCUUAAGACUCUUGAAGAUCGACCAACGCGGACGCUUCAUGGAGUCAACGAAGAACAAGAGUCACACUGAGAAAACAUUGUUUGAUAAGUAUUACAAAAAUAUUAAACAGGAAUAUAUUACAAAAUUGUACGAGAUAUAUGCUCCAGAUUUCAAACUAUUUGGUUAUUCCAUGGAUACAAAUUUAACGCAACGAAAAAUUCUUGCCAAUUGA